AGUGUGCGUGCGGGCUAACGCAGGGUCAUAGCUGCGCGCUCCACUGCGCAGUUCUGGGGCUGCUGCGCUUAUAAGAGCAAGAUGACAUCAGCAGAGGAGCGGGACGCUGGAAGACAGUAUAACACACGGCGCAGAGCAGCAGCACUGUAACACCUCAGGGGGAUGCAGCCGUCGUUCUUCCUACAGAAUACGAUGGCUUCCAGAUAGCAACUGAUUUUCGGCGUCCAGUUUCUCAGCUUCGUGUUGAGAGCAGCUACGAGGCUCUCUGGUCAAAGCGUCCGAGCGUGUGGAUAUAAUGCCAAGUAAGAAAGUACUAAACGCUGAACUGAGAUCUACUACAGAUGGUGCUCCUAAACACACAGCGGCGCGGGCCAGGAAGAGAAAAGCAGACGUCGCAGUUCAUUUACAAGAUCCAGACGAGGAAAUGGCAGAGAUGACCAAAAAGAAGCAGUGUCCACCGCAGACCUGCUGGAGUUCCUGCACAGGUUACCCAAGCCCGUGUAGGCGGAUUCCAGUGCCAGAAGAGGUUGAGGAACCGGUUGCCAUCAGCAGUGUGGGAUUCACCCAAUACACCUCCAGAAACCUUUUCAUCACCCCAACGCGACCACCUCCCCUGCCUUCUCUCAGUUGGGCAAGUAAAGAUGAUGUAUGGAGCAACUUGCUAAGAAAAGAGAAACUGUAUCCUCACGACACCCAUGUGAUGGAGAGACAUCCCGCCCUUCAGCCCAGAAUGAGGGCCAUACUCCUGGAUUGGCUCAUGGAGGUUUGUGAAGUCUACAAACUGCACAGAGAAACGUUUUACUUGGGACAGGACUACUUUGAUCGCUUCAUGGCCACCCAGGAGAACGUCCUGAAGACCACCCUGCAGCUCAUCGGCAUUGCUGCUCUCUUUAUUGCUGCCAAAAUGGAGGAAAUUUACCCUCCCAAAGUUCACCAGUUUGCUUACGUUACGGAUGGAGCUUGCACAGAAGAAGAAAUCCUUGAUAUGGAAGUCAUAAUCAUGAAGGAACUGAACUGGAGUCUCAGUCCUCUCACUCCUGUGGCCUGGCUCAACAUCUACAUGCAGAUGGCCUACCUGAAGGAGAGUGACCAUGUCCUCCUGCCACAGUACCCACAGUCCACGUUUGUGCAGAUUGCCGAGCUCCUGAACUUGUGCAUCUUGGAUCUCAGAAGUCUGGAGUUCUCCUACAGCCUGCUGGCAGCGUCUGCCCUGUUUCACUUCUCUUCCCUGGAACUGGUGAUGAAGGUCUCAGGGCUGAAGUGGUGUGAUGUGGAGCCAUGUGUGAGGUGGAUGGUUCCUUUUGCCAUGGCUAUCCGUGAAGUAGGCAGCUCCUCACUGAAGAUGUUCAAGGGCAUCGCAGCAGAUGACGCACACAACAUCCAGACCCACGUACCCUACCUCGACUGGCUGGGGAAGGUCUACACGUAUCAGCUUGUGGACAUGGAUCAUAGCCAGAGAUCCCAGGUCCCAGCCGGGGUGCUUACUCCUCCGCCCAGCAGUGAGAAGCCCGAGACCUUGGCCUCCUGAUGGCACUGUGGAACAUGGAGAUGGCAAAACACAGUGCCUUAAUAGGAUACGCAAGCAUCGGGUUCUAUAAGCAUGCACACCUUGCAGUUCUGAUUUGUUGGGGGGGGGGGGUUUAUUCUAAUUUUAUAUCUAGACUUGAAAUACCCUUUGAGGGUUUUAUUAUUGUUCUUAUUUUCUGGGUGGACAAGUACAGAUCACCUGUGUUUGUUUGCCCUGAUUUGCUGCUAAAUAUGGAAUGGUGAGGCCUGACUCACAGGAAGUUCAAUAAUCACCAUAUAUUGAUUGGUCACGUGGGAUUAUGACUUGUGGAUUACCAAGGACAGGAUUUAUUUUACUUUUUUUUUUUUUUGUGGUUUGCCUCCAAAUGAAUUUUUAAUUUUUUAAAUCUGUUUUUAAAUUAAAUGCUGCUACCUUUGUAUUUUAUAAGACAAAAUAAAAGUCUAAACUUA
Molecule: messenger RNA, 1977 nt
Organism: Electrophorus electricus (electric eel)
Lineage: Eukaryota; Metazoa; Chordata; Actinopteri; Gymnotiformes; Gymnotidae
Gene: ccne1
Product: cyclin E1
Source: RefSeq, a predicted model, not a curated record